Messenger RNA from Acanthisitta chloris (rifleman), 3150 nucleotides. RefSeq names its product phosphatidylinositol 3,4,5-trisphosphate 5-phosphatase 2-like. The record is from RefSeq and is a predicted model, not a curated record. The transcript has 25 exons. Lineage: Eukaryota; Metazoa; Chordata; Aves; Passeriformes; Acanthisittidae. Gene Ontology annotation, molecular function: phosphatase activity. Gene Ontology annotation, biological process: phosphatidylinositol dephosphorylation. The coding region runs from base 1 to 3150 and encodes 1049 amino acids.
AUGGCAGCAGCAAGCUGGUACCACCGGGACAUCAGCAGGGUGGUGGCGGAGGAGCUGCUGGCCAAGGCUGGGAGGGACGGCUGCUUCCUCGUGCGUGACAGCGAGUCGGUCGCGGGGGCAUACGCUCUCUGCCUCCUGUUCCAGCGCCAUGUCCACACCUAUCGCAUCCUCCCCGACGACGAGGGGCUGCUCUCCGUGCAGACCAUCCAAGGCAUCCAAGCCAAGUGUUUCCGCACCCUGCCUGACCUGAUCGGCGCCUACCAGCACCCCAACAACGGGUUGGUGACUCCCUUGCUCUACCCCGUGCACCGGGCGAAGGGAGCCCCUGACGAGGACUCAGGCAUCGAGCGCGGUGCUGGCUGGGGUGGGCACGUGGCUCGCCGCCCUCCCAGCCCAAAGCAGCUGCACCAGAGGCUGCAGGAGCAGGUGCACAGCAGCCCAGCCAGUGACUUCAUGGGCUUUAUAGCCGAGUACCUGAACCACCACCUGCAGCUGGACCUGGAUGAUCUGCGCCAUGGGCACCCACAGCUGCGGCACCUCAGCACUGCACUGGUCACUGCCUGCAGGGCACUGCACAGUGAGAUUGACUUCACAUUGGCAGGACUGGAGACACUGGUCAGGGUGUUUGACCCCCCCAUGUCCCCUCGCAGCCCAGCCAGGGAGCAGGGUCUCCUGAGCAGUGAUCCAGACCUUGAGCUGCUCCUCCACAAAAUAUCCACUGUCAACCAUCUCCUCUCUUCGCUGGAGAAGAAGGUGCUGAAGUCACUGCAGGAGACAGUGUCAGGGCACAACCUGGCACUGCCCAGCGUGGUGGCAGCUCCCCCACCAGCUGCUAAGCCCCUGGCUGUGCAGAGCUUCGAGGUGAAGGUGGGUAAGUCUCAGCGAGCAGCCUUGAUGGUGGACGUGGAUUCUGGCACAGUGACCAUCACCAAGAAGGGCAGUGGGUCCCCAGAGGAGAUCAUCCCCCAGGACAAAAUCCUGCAGCUGAUCAAAUACCAGAGCAUGAAGAGCAAGGUGAGGCUGGUGUGUGCCAGAGAGCCCCAGAAGGACCUGAGCAGGGACUUUGUCUUCUCCAACGCAAGGAAACGAGAGGCCUUUUGCCAGCUGCUGCAGCUGAUGAAGAUCCAACAUUCCAACCUGGAUGAGCCUGACCUUAUCUCGGUGUAUGUUGGGACAUGGAACAUGGGCAGCACACCACCACCCCGCUCCCUGGCCUCCUGGCUGACCUCCAGGGGCUUGGGGCACACCCAGGACGAGACCACUGCCUGCAUCCCCCACGACAUCUAUGUCAUUGGCACCCAGGAGAACUCCCUGGGCGAUCGCGAGUGGGUCGAGUUCCUCCGCGCGUCCCUCAAGACCCUGAUGGCCAUCGACUACCGAGUGGUGGCCCUGCAGUGCCUCUGGAGCAUCAAGAUCGUGGUGCUGGUGAAACCAGAGCACGAGCGACGCAUCAGCCACGUCCACACCUCCAGCGUCAAAACUGGCAUCGCCAACACGCUGGGAAACAAGGGAGCUGUGGGUGUCUCCUUCCUUUUCAACGGGACCUCCCUUGGCUUCGUCAACUGCCACCUGGCCUCGGGCAGCGAGAAGACUCACAGACGUAACCAGAACUACAGUGACAUCCUGCACUCCCUGGCCCUGGGGGACAAACGUCUGGGAGGCUUCGACCUCACCCUACGCUUCACCCACCUCUUCUGGUUUGGAGACCUCAACUACCGCCUGGACAUGGAUGUGCAGGACAUCCUAGCCCAUGUCACCAAGAGGGAUUUUCAAGCCCUCCUGGCUGUCGACCAGCUCACUCUGGAGCGGGAGAAGAACAAGGUGUUCCUGCAAUUCAGUGAGGGUGAGAUCUCCUUCCCACCCACGUACCGGUACGAGAGGGGCUCCAGGGACACCUACGUGUGGCAGAAGUUCAAGCACACAGGGACGAGGAUCAAUGUCCCCUCGUGGUGCGAUCGCAUCCUGUGGAAGUCACACCCGGAGACCCACCUGGUCUGUAACUCCUAUGGCUGCACCGAUGACAUCGUGACCAGUGACCACUCACCUGUCUUCGCCACCUUCGAGGUGGGAGUGACGUCGCAGUUUGUGUCCAAGGAGGGUAAGGAGUUGGGGUCUGUCACCCUCUGUGCCCAUGAGGGGGUGAUCUUGGAGAUGAUCUAUAAGCCCAGGAGCCGCAGCAAGUGCUACAUCGAGUUCCACUCCUACUGCCUGAAGGAGGUGCAGAGGAGUGGGGAGAACACCUUCCAGAACUGUGACAUCCCUGGAUUCCUCAAGCUGGGCUGGUCCUCAAAGCAUCUACCUGUGCUGAACCCCAUCCUACCAGACCUGGAGUACCUUGGGGACCAGCACCUGCUCCUCAGCAUCAAGGGUGUGGAGAGCUGUGAGUCCUAUGGUGAGUGCUGCAUUGCCAUGAGGUCAAUGAUUGGCAGCACAGCACAGCAAUUCGAGACCUUCGUCUUCCACCGCGGGGAGGAGACAGGCUCCAUGCGUGGCUGGAUGAGGGUCAGAGUCCCCAAGGACCACUGCAGCACCCGCGAGAGGCUCUAUGGUAAGGGAAAUCCACACCAGCUCCAUCCCAGCGCCCUGGGACACCGUUGCCCCAAGCCACUCCCACCGCACCUGAGGAGCAGACCCCGCAGCCUCCCAGAGCCAGCCAGCAGCUACACCAACCCAGCCUACUUCAUCUUCGAGGGCAUCCCCAACUCGUGGAUGUCCGCCCCUGGUGCAACCCACAGCAAGCAGGCAGAGAGCCCAACUGGGAGCCAAUGGAGCCGGAGCCCCCCUGGGGCACAGGUCCCUUCACCCUCGGAGGAGGAGCACUGGGGUCGGCGCCGCUGUGGACCACCAAGCCCAUCCCAUGGGCCACUAAGCCCCCGCGGUGUGGGCCAGCAGAAGAGACCCAAAUCAGCCAUCCUGGGGCCAGGGGACUGCUCUCUGCCAGCACUGCAGGUGGCACUGGGCCAGCUGGACCAGGUGUGCCCCAAGCACACGGGGGACAAUCAGGAGCGCCAGAGCCACCGCCUCCUGGAGCCACCACCGCGGCCCCACCGGGACCCACCGAGGCCACUGGGAAAGAGAGGAGCUCUGGGGGCUUUGGACCUGGAGGCUCAGCCUCCUCACACGGCAGAUUUGCAGCCUGCAAGGAUGUAG